Molecule: messenger RNA, 441 nt
Organism: Laetiporus sulphureus 93-53
Lineage: Eukaryota; Fungi; Basidiomycota; Agaricomycetes; Polyporales; Laetiporaceae
Product: SnodProt1
Exons: 1
Coding region: 1-441 (146 amino acids)
Source: RefSeq, a predicted model, not a curated record
AUGCGCUCCACCCUCGCCGUCAUUCAUCUAUUUGUGCUCGCCUUCGCACAAUUCUCCGAGCCCGUCUCAUUCGACGGCAUUUACUCCAACGCCUCCACCCCAAUGUCAAGACUCGCAUGCUCCGACUCUCUAAAUCCACUUGGGUUUACCACCCUAUCCUCACUUCCGUCCUUCCCAUACAUCGGUGGUGCUUCGUUUGUUGCUGCAAACGGCUCGGGUAGCUGUGGCACCUGCUGGGAGCUAUUCUAUUUCGGCAGAAACGGGAGCGGCAGCAGCAAUGGGACCACGAGAAGCAUCAGCGUCCUUGCAAUCGACUACGCGAAGGACGGAUUCAAUAUCGCACAGGAGGCAAUGGACGCGUUAACGGGCGGGCAAGCUCGGUCACUAGGGAUUGUCAACGUCACGGCCGUAGAGGUCGACGACUCCGCUUGCGGGCUAUGA